AUGGAAACCUCGGAUUUUGAGGUCCGUAUCCCUGUACAUCCGGGCGAGAAAGAAGACUACAAUGAUAUCAACAUGCUAGACACGUCUUCUAGCGAUGCCGGCUUCUCAAGUGAUGAGGAAACUCCAAGCAACGGUCAAAUCUCACAAGAAGCAAAACCAAGCGUGACUAUUGUCAACGAAGAGCUGGAGGAGCUGGAGGGAAAGUCAAAGGAGGGCUUCCAUAUCCUCGCGAAGCUGGAGACCAUAUUGAAGAAAUAUCCAUCUUCCACUGGAGCCACUGAAGCCCUACGCAAACAAAUCUUGGAGACUAUAGAUCAAGGCAAGAGCCAUCCCACAAUCACAAUAGGCGUUGUUGGUGCCACUGGUGCUGGAAAAUCUUCUUUAAUAAAUGCACUGUUGGGAGAGAAACGUUUAGUUCCUACCAGUGGAAUGAGGGCGUGCACUGCAGCGAUCACAGAAAUCUCAUAUUGUCACGGGCCAUGGAACUAUGAGGCUGAGAUUCAGUUUGUAUCUCGGUCAGCGUGGGAGGAGGAAAUGCGCCUUCUCUUCGAAGACAUGCAGGAUGGUCUCGAUGAACUUCCCUCCACUUAUGACUCUGAAUUUGGCAUAGCAUGUGCCAAAUUCAGAGCUGUAUACCAGCUUGACCCCAGGAAUACCCCAAUUGAAAAAAUCAUGGAAGUCCCUAACGUUGCUACAGUACUUGGUUCUACUAAGUACAUGUCUGGAAACAAUGCAACCGACUUUUACAAUGAGCUUAAAAAAUAUGUGGAUAGUGAACCACGUCGUCUAGUUUCAGACCAGGAUAUCAUGGAUACCAAUAAUACGAUACCACAGAAUAAGUCCAUGCAAUUGUGGCCACUUGUUGAGCUGGUGCGCCUACAUGUCAAAGCACCCGUUUUAUCCACUGGGGUGGUACUUGUGGACCUCCCGGGGUUGCUGGACGUCAACACGGCCAGGGGAACUUUGGCUCAAAAAUACAUAAAAAAUUGCUCUAGCCUGUGGGUAGUCGCGCCUAUCACUCGAGCUGUCGAUGAUCAUUCGGCGAGGACACUUCUAGGGGAUGGUUUCAAGCGGCAGCUGCAGCUCGAUGGCGGGAUGGGCCAACUGGCUUUUAUCUGCAGCAAGACCGAUGAUAUAAACUUGUCGGAGGCAGCAGAUGACCCCGGACUCAAACAUGCGAGAGAAGCGUUGGAUAAUUUUUGUGAUGAAAAAAAGCAGGAGGCCAAAGUCAUGAGCUUGAAAAUACAGGGCCUUAAACAAAAGGACAAGCGCAUAAGGGUGAAGUUAGAGAAACUGAUCGACUUUGCGAUGCAGGACGAUACCGAAGUUGCCCCCGAGAUCAACCCUAUACAGAGCCCUUCUAACCAUGGUGCCAUGAACAUAUCUCCAUCGCCAUCACCCAGCCCCCGAAAGCGCGAGUUCAUGGUUUCCAAAAAGAGUUUAACAGAAAAACAAGCCACAGUUAAGGCCCAACUCCAGUCUCUCGAAACUGAGGUUUUAUCUGUUAGAAAGGAGAUAAAACUUAAGCAACGCGAAUUCGAGCGUUGCUGUAUAGAGAAACGCAACAAUUACUCCGAUACACGAAUAAGAGAGGAUUUCGUGGCUGGACUUCUUCAUCCCAGAAACACCAGCCAAGAUGAAGAAGGCACCAUGGCCAAGGAAAAAUUAGAUGUUUUUUGCGUGUCAUCUAAGGCAUUUCAGAUAUUGGAAGGUAGGUUAAAGGAGCACAAAGUAAUGAAGGGGUUCAUAACCCCCGAGGAUACUGGGAUACCCCAGCUCCAAAGAUACUGUUUGAACCUAGGCGUUACGGCCCGUAUGACAAACCAUAGCAAUUUUUUGAACAACCUUGGCCAAUUAGUCAAUAGUUUACAGCUUCAGACAUCAGGGCAAGAUGAACUGUCACUCCGCUCAAACCAAGACGACCAGGAAUUACUUCAGGCUGAGUUCAACAAACUCAAGGAGAUAAUGCCGCCAUUGCAGCUAAGAAUGCGGCUGAAAGGGCGCCAUCUCGGUGGAACCGAGUCAAGAAGCAUGGAGGAAUUUCAUACCCCACUUACAAAGCUAUCUGCCGGAGAUUUGGCGAAUUUCGUGAUGGAAAGGGGAAUCACUACGGCCGACCCAUUAAUGGCAAUUAUUGGGCUAGCCUGGGAAAGGACUUUCAGACAGAUCCCUCAUCUGUUCAACAAAACUUCGGAUUCUCUACGGAGAGAUAUAGCUGAAUUUCACAGGGACGUGAUGAAAAAUGUCCGAACGCUUAAUGAGAGCGACUCACGAUCCAAAAUCUUAAAUGACCAAUGUUUAAGAUAUCAGGAAAGGAUCAAGCAAAUUAUCCAUUUUGUCACUGAUAAAAUGGAUUCCAAACAAAAGGAACUGAACCGUAUUUUUAUCCCAAGCAUAACAACGGCUUUGAGACCUGCCUACGGUGAAGUUUCCACAAUCAAGGGAGCUGGUUCAUUCCCAAAAAUAAAGACCAUAAUGGCUAACCGUGUAUCUCAGUCCAAGAACGACAUGUUCCUAGGUACUGUCGAUAUUAUCAAAAUGGAACUCGAAGAGUUAGUCAACGCCCUUGUUGACAUAAUCAGCCUCGAUGUCGGGAGGAUUUUUGAUGAUAUGGGUGAUGAUUACUUGACGGGGGUGAAAAGCUCAAGCGAAAUGAUGGACAAACCCCUCAAGGAGGAGCUACUUUCAUUUUUGAAUAGUACGUCACUCUUUGGUGACAUUGCCAGAGAAGAAGAGCUGCCUGGAGAUAAUGCAGAUCCAACGGACACCGUUCUUGAUUCCAAGCCAGCAGUAGUAACUGCUAUGAACGGCUCCGAAGUCAAUCAUGAGCUUGAGCACAUGGAUAACUGA
Trichophyton benhamiae CBS 112371 is the source of this 2850-nucleotide messenger RNA. RefSeq lists its product as uncharacterized. Bases 1 to 2850 code for a protein of 949 amino acids. The record is from RefSeq and is a predicted model, not a curated record. NCBI's taxonomy places the organism in Eukaryota, Fungi, Ascomycota, Eurotiomycetes, Onygenales, Arthrodermataceae. The transcript has 5 exons.